CAACCCAACCCCCCACGGCCCCGCCCCUCCUCUCUCUCUCCUCCAUUGAAGCGUACUCUGAAUUCACCAUUGAAGUGGCUUGUGAGCUUUCUCUCCUCCAUUGAAGCAGCUCUAAGGAUUAGAAUACGAAAGUCAGCAAGUGCCAACAAUUAUUCAAGUCUUUAAUAGAUAAACUUCCCUUGUGCCUCAAGAUAUGGAAGCACUUGCAUCUUCACAGCUACUACCAUACUUGAAUUCCAAGAGAUACUUGCCUCUGAAGGACCAUUCUUUGUGUAAUUUUUGCCCAAAAUUACAUGCUCGAGUAGCCUCAAGAUCAGAGGAUUUAACACUGAGCCAUCAUGUGCUUGAUAAGAUGCCUAGGACGGAUACUUUUGCUUGGAACCAGAUGAUCUGAACCCAUCUUGCUACCGGAGAGAUAGACAAUGUCAUGUACUUAUAUCAGCAAAUGUUAAUACGAGGUGUUUGCCCUGAUAAGCACACAAUUCCUCGAAUUUUGGCUGCUUCUUGCCUUUCAAAUUCCUUGUUUCUUGGCAGACAAGUUCAUGCUCAUGCUGUUAAAUUAGAUAUUUCAUGUGAAGACUAUGUCAUUACUGCAUUGAUGAAAAUGUAUGGCCAUUUAGAUGGUGCGAAAACAGUGAAACAGGUCUUCAAUACGUCAAGUGUGGGGAAAAGCUCCGUCUUUGGGACCUUGUUAAUCUCCAUGUAUUUAAAGGAAAAUAAACCCAGAUUUGCUAUAGACCUGUUUCACCAAAUGGUAACUUUGGGUGCUGAGAUUGAUGCAGUGGCAAUAAUGACUGCGGUUGGUGCUUGUGGCAAGCUGCAAUCCUUGCACGAAGGAAGAAGAUUACAUGAGAUAGCCAAGUCUUGUGGAUUGGAAACUCAUGUCUUAGUAUGUAAUUCCUUGCUGAAAAUGUAUGUGGAUUGUGGUAGCAUCGAAAGUGCUCGUGAAAUUUUUGAUGUAAUGUCAUCUAGAGACUCCAUUUCUUGGACAGAAUUGAUCCGUGGUUAUGUGAAGAAUGGGGGAUUUAAUGAAGGUCUCAAAUUAUUCAAAAAGAUGAUGUCUGAGGGCAUUCGACCUGAUCUACAUGCAGUAUCAAGCAUUUUACCUGCCUGUGCAAGAAUGACUGCCCAUAAGCAGGGCAAAGAAAUUCAUGGUUACUUGAUCAGGAAUGGCCUUGAAAUGAAUGUUACUGUGGAGAAUGCUCUCAUAGACAUGUAUGUCAAAUCAGGAUCCAUCGAUUCUGCUUCUACGAUCUUCAGUGGAAUGACAACUAAAGAUGCCAUUUCGUGGACAAUUAUGAUCUAUGGCUACAGCCUUCAUGGACAAGGAGCACGUGGGGUUAAAUUGUUCCAUGAAAUGAAAAAAACCAAUCUUGAAAUUGAUGAAGUUGCAUAUUCUUCUGUUCUCUAUGCUUGUGUGGUAGCUAAUUUAGUUCAGGAAGGGAAGACACUCUUCAAUUUUAUUAAGAGACCUAAUGUCAGGCAUUAUGUUUUUAUGGUUUUGCUUCUGGCCCGUGCCGGAUAUUUCUAUGAGGCAAAGAUCUUUAUUGAGAAAAAUCAACUCGGACAACAUACAGAGGUGUUAAGAGCUUUGUUAGAUGGGUGCAGGAAUCAUCGAAAUGUUAAAACAGGGAAGAAAAUCAUUGAACAGCUUUGUGAUUUGGAACCACUGAAUGCUGAUAAUUAUGUUCUAUUGUCGAAUUGGUAUGCUAGCUAUUCAAAGUGGGACUCGGUGAAUAAAAUGAGGGAAACAAUCAGAGACAUGGGCUUGGUACCUAAGAGAGCAUAUAGUUGGAUAGAAUUCUGCAAUAAAAUUCAUGUAUUUGGGACUGGUGAUGUAUCCCACCCAAGGUCUGAAAAACUGUACUGGGAACUCCAAUGUUUGAUGACGAAGAUAAAGGAGAAGGAGUACGCUUUUGAUGCAGAUUUUAGUCUCCAUGAUGUUGAUGAGGAGAGAGAAUGCAUUCCAAUGGGGCAUAGUGAAUUGCUUGCCAUUUCCUUUGGUUUAAUUAGCACCCAAAGGAGUACAAUUCGGAUAACUAAAAACAGUCAUGUCUGUCACAACUGUCAUGAAAUGGCAAAAUUCAUAUCUAGAAUAGAAGCUCGAGAAAUAAUAUUGAAGGAUCCCAAUUGCUUUCACCAUUUUAAGGAUGGACAAUGCUCUUGUGGAGACUCGUGGUGAUGUUUCAUUGUGAAGGUAUUUAACUUCACUGUUAUGAACCUCAGGUGCAUUAACUGAGAAAUAGAUGGAGCUCUGUAUCUUCUUCUGAUGGUUGCAGCCUGGUUUAUCAAUCUCAGGAUUGGGAGGAUGGCUUUACUGUAUAAUUAAGUGAGAGUGAUUUACGGAUCCUAGACUUUUGAUCUAUUAAUUAUCGCGAGUCUCCUUUAUCAUGAAGCACUCUCAAUCUGUCUUUGAGAACAGAACAGCACCAACACACUUAUGAAGAGCUAGUCAAACCCUGCAGGCUUAGACUUGAGUUUCCAAUAAUUGUGAUUGGUUGAGGUGGUCCAUGUGAAAUGACAGGGUUGCUUGGUGUGCAAAGCUUCCGAUUCACUCUUUUGUCAGAGGCUUAUGUUGAACUGCUGAUUGCAAUGCUUAAAGUUAUGGGUCUUGUAGUCAAGGUCAUUGGUAGGCCAGAAGCUGCAGACUGCAGUAAUGAAGAUGUGAUUUUCUUUGUUACUGUAUCUAUUUGUAAUUGCUGCUUUAAACGCAAUUAUCUUGGCUAAGGAAGUGAUAUCUAAAAGCAGGAUGCCAAGGGAUCUCGAAAUUUGGCUCAUAAGGUCUGAUUCAAGCAACUAAGAACUAUGGCUGGAAUUGGAAAUCCUAAGUUCCUGUUUUUCAACAAGGACAACAAGAUCUGUUAUUUAAAAAGGUAUGAUGUUAAAUACUAAAGCCUAAGGUUGUUUUGCAACAAAAACUAUUUUGAGGUUUGCUUUUCUUUCUUCAGAUGACACUUUGUGUAGUGCUCAUGUUACACACCUCUCACAGAGUCAAUAGAUAAACCUUGAAUUAUAGCUAAUGACCUUAAAACUCUCAAGGUAGUACCAUUAGUACAUCUUACUGCUUGCUAGUAAUUGGUAUGGGAUUCAACUUAUUCGAAUAUUUAAAUCCUGAUCCCAAAUGUGGACUUUCCAAUUAUAUGGUUACAUCAGACUUAAUACCAGAAGUAGAGUUAGCAGUGUGCUGUGCAAGCAUGCCGUUUGCUUGCUCCCUAGCAUGACAGUAGGCUGUGUUUUCGAGUAUUUAAAAUUCUAUCCUACGGAGUAGCAUUUACCUGCUGCUCAAAUUCUUGCGAAAGUAUUACUUUAUAUUUUCAGCUCCAGGUAUCCUCCAGACUUCCACCACAACUUGAACUCAAAGUUCCCAAUUACAUGUCCACCAAAGUUCCCAUUUUCUUUUGGAGAGCGUACAAAUCCACUUCCAUGAGAUAAAAGUAUUUAAGCAACGGGCAAGUUUCUUGUAUAUAUGCUCAAAAGUUAUAUUGCUUCCUACUUCUUUGUCUGGGUCAUGGAACUUUCUGAUAUACUUCAUGUCACUUAAAAAGUUAUGUGAAGAGAAGAUAAUUAUUUGUCAAGAGGGUUGAAUAUUGCUUUGUCGAAUUGACUAGCUUAACAGAUAUUUGCUUCCUUCUUCAACAUUUCGACAAUUGAAAUGUUCAACACACGUAACGCGCCUAUAAGAAGCAAAUCGGGCAGUAUAUUGGACCACUAACGUCAAUUAUUUGGUAUCUAUACUUUCAUCAUGUAAUAAUUCUUAUUUAUUUUCAAUUAUUGUUUUCGAUGCAUUAGUGUUCCCUUUCCAAUAAGGAUUGGUUUUUUUUUUUUUUUUUUUUUUUUUUUUUGGGUAGAAUAAGGAUGGUCUACUAAUGUACGUUUUUCCAUAUUUCAUUACUUUUUUAAUAAAAAUUAAAAUUUAAUGAGCUUUCAAUUUUAUCAUGUGGUCAACAAAAAAUGUAAAAUUAGCAUAUUCCAAACCUAAAUUUGAUAUCUUUUUUUUUUUUUUGAAAGCACCCAAAUUUGAUAUCUUGCAGGUCGUUAUUUAGUGACUUUAAUAUUAAAAAAAGUAACGCACGAAAUUGGAAGAACAUUGGAACAAACAAUGAUCUUAAUUUCCACGUGUCAAUAGGUUUUGUCUUUUUAACCAGGUGCAGGAAAUCAGAAUAAUUUCACUGAAUUGAAUGUGAAAAUUACACUAAUUCUUGUCUUCUUUUUUACACAAUUUAUCAAUUUGUACGUAUUUCCAAAAAAAAAAAAAAAAAACUAAAAUGGGUCGGUUUGAAAUCCAAGAAUUUAAGAGUAAGAAAUUUUCACCUUUGUUUGUCGUUGAUGAUCUUUUCAUUGACAUCAACCUUUAUGCGGAAUAGAAGCAAAAUUAGACACAAUUAUGGCUUUUAAAACCAAUCAAUUGUACUAGUGUUGACUGAUGUUACUGCACUAACACAACACAUGGAAUCGUCUCUCAUUUUCCAUUCCUUUGGAAUCAUC
Messenger RNA from Chenopodium quinoa (quinoa), 4485 nucleotides. RefSeq names its product pentatricopeptide repeat-containing protein DOT4, chloroplastic-like. The transcript is spliced from 3 exons. The coding region runs from base 428 to 2182 and encodes 584 amino acids. Lineage: Eukaryota; Viridiplantae; Streptophyta; Magnoliopsida; Caryophyllales; Amaranthaceae. Gene Ontology annotation, molecular function: protein binding; RNA binding; zinc ion binding. The record is from RefSeq and is a predicted model, not a curated record. Gene Ontology annotation, biological process: RNA modification.